UGCAUCUUUAUUUAUUCUUACAAAAGAAUGAUGUACUUUAUGUUUGUUUUACGUGCUGGCACAGGUAAAUAGAGGAGAACUGGUAUAUAAUAGGUGCUUAAUGAAAUACCUUUUGUUAUUAUGAUAUCAUGUUAGCAUAAUGCUAUUACAGAGAACUUGUUGAGGUGUAAGUAGUCCCAAAGAGCAAGAAAGACAAAUGAGGCUUUCUGAAGUCAUUCUCUGGCAGGAAUUGAGAAAAUACCAAAGCUCUCCAGGACACUGUUGUCUCUGGAUUUCUGUGUGCCAAUUGAAACUAUCUAGGGGCUGAUCAGCACAUGGUUUCCUCACUCCCACUGACCACCUGAAUCUCAUUGACAGUGAUUUCAAUGCUUCUUUACCUGUUUAAUUUUUGGAGGCAAAUAUCUGAGCUUCCUGCCUGUCAGUUGUAUUUGCCAAAGGUAUGUGUGUUCUUGAGGCAGCAAGCGUCUCUCAGUUGCCCAGGAAUGCAAUUCUGUCUUCACACUGAGAAGUCCAGGGCAGAUCAGGAAAGAAAAUCUACUGAGUGGCUCAGGCUCCUGGAGGGUUGGUGUCUGAGCACCUGGAAGCAGGAACAGGGUCAAGUUUUGUGCCUGCUAACACUCUCAGUUCAGAAAUGGAAUUGGGAUCCAGGAUGGAGAAAAAUGAUCAGUUCCUGCAGACGCUGGGCAAAAAGAUCGUCAACAAGUGUCUAGAUUUGAAUAGUUGUGGAUUAACAACCGCAGAUGUGCGCAAAAUGGUUGCUUUGUUGCCUUUUCUCCCAGACUUGGAAGAACUGGAUAUUUCCUGGAAUGAUUUUGUUGGUGGGAACCUCCCCUCAAUCACUCAACAAAUGCAUGUUACCAGCAAGUUAAAAGUCCUGAGGCUGGCUAGUUGCAGACUUACCACUGAGGAUGUCCGAGCACUGGGAGAAGCGCUUGAAAUGAUACCUGAACUUGAAGAGCUAAAUUUGUCCUGGAAUAGUAAAGUGGGAGGAAACUUGCCUCUGAUUCUCCAGAAGUUCCAAAAAGGGAGCAAGAUACAUGUCCUUGAACUAAUGGAUUGUGCCCUCACAUCAGAAGAUGGGGCAUUUGUGGGUCGGUUGCUACCCAAGCUGCAAAGUCUUGAAGUACUUGAUCUUUCCAUUAACAGAAACAUCGGUGGUAGUCUCAACAGUAUUGCUCAGGGAUUACAAAGUGCCUCAACUCUGAAAGUACUGAAGUUACAUUCAUGUGGAUUAUCGCAAAAGAGUGUCAAAAUAUUGGAUGCCACUUUUAGAUACUUGGGUGAGCUGAGGAAAUUAGAUCUUUCCUGCAAUAAGGAGCUGGGUGGAGGUUUUGAAGAUGCAUCAGCCCCACUGGUCAUGCUAAAGCAUCUGGAAGUCCUAGAUCUUCACCAGUGCUCACUAACAGUGGACGACAUAAUGUCACUGACCCAGGUUAUCCCUUUACUCUCAAAUCUUCAAGAACUGGACUUAUCGGCCAACAAAAACAUGGGCAGCUCUUCUGAGAACCUACUCAGCAGGCUCCGAUUUUUACCCACAUUGAGGUCGUUACUCAUGAACAACUGUGCUUUGGAAAGUGAGACUUUCACAGCUCUCGUCGAAGCCUCUAUUCACCUCCCCACUCUGGAAACAGUCAACCUUUCUUGGAAUAAGUGUGUUGGUGGCAACCUGAAACUGCUUCUGGAAACACUAAAGCUAUCAACAUCUCUUCAAGUGCUGAGGCUGAGCAGCUGUUCCCUGGUGACAGAGGACGUGGAACUCCUGGCAUCAGUUAUACGGAUGGGACACCUGACCAAACUGCAGAAGCUUGACCUGAGCUAUAAUGAUGGCAUCUGUGAUGCAGGAUGGGCCAUCUUCUGCCAAAAUUUGUGGUUCCUCAAAGAGUUAACAGAGCUGGAUAUUAGCCUUCGGCCAUCACACUUUCGGGACUGUGGACAUUGGUUUAGAUAUCUAUUAUGUGCUGUAACCAAACUCCCUGAAAUCACUGAGAUAGGAAUGAAAAGAUGGACCCUCCCAGCCUCACAGGAGGAAGAACUAGGAUCCUUUGACCAAGAUCCCAAAAGAAGAGGCAUUCACUUUGACCAUGGUGGGUUUCGGUAAACUGGUUUCUUAGGUCUUACUUAGCUAGGAACAAUUCUCUAGAGCAGGAAAAGAGUAUGAGCAAAUUCCAGUGUCAUCAACUGAGUAUCAACUUGUGGUUGUUUACUGGGACUUAUGUUACAAGAGCUUUGUAAAUAUAUGUAGCUAAUAAUUCAAUUCCAGCAUGUCUUUAUUCUCUGUCUUAUGAAAAAAGGAUGACAUUUUCCAACAGAUUUUGUUUUGGAUAUAUAAUUAGUUCACUUACUAUUUAGAAAGCCUACCAAACAUGUUGAUAUUCUUAUAGAGUGUUUGCUUUCUUCUUACUCUGAAAUUUUUUCUUUCUUGUUUUCCUAUUCAUGUUCUAAAUAUAAAGGUGUGUGUGUGUGCGUGUACCUAAAUGCACAUAAAUGUGAAUCUAAUGUAAAAGAAACUAGCUGUGUAAAAGUGCUAUGUUAUCUUUGCUAUUAUAACAUAAAACUUGUUGUGUUGCAUUUUUCUCUCAGAUAUAAACUAUGUACACUAAUAAUGGCUGUUGAUAUAUAAAUCUUGGUUAAAAGGUAGCCAAAAAUUCAAAAUCCUGCAUGAAAAUCACAUCUCGUUAAAAUAAAGUAAAAUAUUUUAUAGUUAGAACAAAUUGUUAACUUAUCACCUCUGGGUAUUUCUUAUUACUAAUUCAUUAAUAAAAGCUUUUGUGUUGCUCUAA
This is a messenger RNA of Marmota flaviventris (yellow-bellied marmot), 2780 nucleotides long. It is a transcript of the gene Lrrc31, whose product is annotated as leucine rich repeat containing 31. Gene Ontology annotation, molecular function: protein binding. The record is from RefSeq and is a predicted model, not a curated record. NCBI's taxonomy places the organism in Eukaryota, Metazoa, Chordata, Mammalia, Rodentia, Sciuridae.